Molecule: messenger RNA, 611 nt
Organism: Arvicanthis niloticus (Nile rat)
Lineage: Eukaryota; Metazoa; Chordata; Mammalia; Rodentia; Muridae
Source: RefSeq, a predicted model, not a curated record
GCCGGCCUUCGAGCGACAGCGACGCAAGAUGGCAGCCACCACAGGCUCGGGAGUAAAAGUCCCUCGAAAUUUCCGACUGUUGGAAGAGCUGGAAGAAGGCCAGAAAGGAGUCGGCGACGGCACAGUUAGCUGGGGUCUGGAGGACGACGAGGACAUGACACUUACAAGAUGGACAGGCAUGAUAAUUGGGCCUCCACGAACAAUUUAUGAAAACCGAAUAUACAGCCUUAAAAUAGAAUGUGGGCCUAAGUACCCAGAAGCACCCCCAUCUGUAAGAUUUGUAACCAGAGUCAAUAUGAGUGGCGUGAGCAGUUCCAAUGGAGUGGUGGACCCCAGAGCCACGGCGGUGCUGGCAAAGUGGCAGAACUCUCACAGCAUCAAAGUCUUCCUGCAGGAGCUGCGGCGCCUGAUGAUGUCAAAAGAGAACAUGAAGCUGCCACAGCCGCCAGAAGGACAGUGUUACAGCAAUUAGUCACCAAGGCCCCGCCUCCCCUCCCCAUCCAACCCAAGUUUUCAUUUUCCACAGUAGUGAAUUUUCUAGAUACAUCCGUAGACCUCAAAGUACUGGAGAGGAAGCCCCACUCAGCCUUCAUCCUGGGACACUGUUCUGA